AGUCCCAAUUGGGGCUCGGAUCGCCAGAAGCCCCUCAGGAAAGGGGAGGGGAAGGGGGAGGGGAGAGGAAGAAGGUCCCCGCGCGGCGGAGACCUGGGGGCUGGCGCGGCCUCCCCGGCCCGCCCUCCGCUCCACUCUCGCUGCCGCCGGCGCCGCCCUCUUCCCCGCCCGCCGACCGCCGCGCAGGACCGCGCAGCCCCUCGCGUUGGGCUCGCUGGGCCGGAGAAAUCCGGGAGAGUUUCUGCUGCCGCCCGGAGCGGGCCGAGUGAGCGCCGGGACAGGAACCCAGCGGCGGCGAUGGGCGCCCGGCCCUCGCGGCGGCGGCCCGCAUACCCGCCGGUGACUCUGGACGCGCUGCCCCCUGAGCUGCUCGUGCGGGUGCUGAGCCACGUGCCGCCGCGCGCGUUGGUGACCUGCUGCCGCCCAGUGUGCCGCGCCUGGCGCGACGUCGUAGACGGGCCCACCGUGUGGCUGCUGCAGUUGGCUCGAGACCGCAGCGCCGAGGGCCGCGCGCUCUACGCUUUGGCUCAGCGCUGCCCGCCCAGCAGCGAGGACGAGGAGGACCUUCCGCUUUGCGCCCUGGCACGCUUCUGUCUGCGCGCACCUCUCGGCAGAAACCUCAUCUUCAACUCCUGUGGAGAACAGGGUUUCAGAGGCUGGGAGGUGGAACACGGCGGCAAUGGCUGGGCGGUGGAGAACAUAACCCUGGUGCCCGGGGCUCCUUCCCAGACCUGCUUCGUGACUUCUUUCGAAUGGUGCUUCAAGAGACAGCUUGUGGACCUGGUGAUGGAGGGGGUGUGGCAGGAGCUGCUAGACAGCGCCCAGAUUGAGAUCUGUGUGGCCGACUGGUGGGGUGCCCGUGAGAACUGCGGCUGCGUCUACCGUCUUCGGGUGCGCCUCUUGGACGUGUACGAAAACGAAGUGGUCAAGUUCUCAGCGUCACCCAACCCGGUCCUUCAGUGGACUGAGAGGAGCUGCCGACAGGUCUCCCACGUAUUCACCAACUUUGGCAAGGGCAUCCGUUAUGUGUCUUUUGAGCAGUACGGAAGAGACACACGUUCCUGGGUGGGGCACUAUGGUGCCCUUGUGACCCACUCCAGCGUGAGGGUCAGGAUCCGGCUUUCUUAGCCGGCCCACAUGAUCCAUCCCUCCAGGACACACUGCCAUCUGCUGGAUGUUGUCAAAAUCAAAAUGGCUUUGCAGACAGCCUGAGGAUGCCCAGACGCUGAGAAUCCUGUUGCGUCAUGGUGACCCUCCGGCUGUGGACGAACCAGAGACCCUGCCACCACUUCAUGGCUUGCUCGGCUCCCCAGGUGGGGAUGUCAUUAGAGAUAGGCAAGGGCAUGGUGGCACACACCUGUAAUCCCAGCACUCGGAAGGCUGAGCCAGAUGGCUAUGAAUUCAAAGUAGGCUAUAUAAUGAGAUCCUAUCCCAAAACUAAAUAAAACUAAAAUUUUUUAAAAAGAGA
Octodon degus (degu) is the source of this 1468-nucleotide messenger RNA. RefSeq names its product F-box protein 17 (gene Fbxo17). The record is from RefSeq and is a predicted model, not a curated record. Bases 298 to 1128 code for a protein of 276 amino acids. Gene Ontology annotation, cellular component: SCF ubiquitin ligase complex; cytoplasm. NCBI's taxonomy places the organism in Eukaryota, Metazoa, Chordata, Mammalia, Rodentia, Octodontidae. The transcript is spliced from 6 exons. Gene Ontology annotation, molecular function: ubiquitin protein ligase activity; protein binding. Gene Ontology annotation, biological process: glycoprotein catabolic process; SCF-dependent proteasomal ubiquitin-dependent protein catabolic process.